Zasmidium cellare ATCC 36951 is the source of this 660-nucleotide messenger RNA. RefSeq lists its product as uncharacterized. NCBI's taxonomy places the organism in Eukaryota, Fungi, Ascomycota, Dothideomycetes, Mycosphaerellales, Mycosphaerellaceae. The coding region runs from base 1 to 660 and encodes 219 amino acids. The record is from RefSeq and is a predicted model, not a curated record. The transcript has 2 exons.
AUGAACGAAAUCCCUCCCAAAGUUCCGGGCUACCUGGAAAUCAAUCACGAGCUCAUGAACGAGAGCGAUCGCAUCGAGAAGGACAUUGCCGACCUCGAAAAGCGGAUCAAGCGUAGGAAGACCAAGCUUCGAGGUAUCAGACGUCGAAUCAGGGAGAAUGAAGGGUCCAUGUGCUGGCCGUCGCGUUGCGCGAAGGCUUUGGCUGUGAGGCACUCGGCAGCCGAUGCAGCUCGAGAGCGGGCAUAUUGCGACGAAGUCAAAAAUCGCGCAUUCACCGAAACGGCACCGGUGAAAGCCGGCCAACAAUGUCAGCAACGUCUCCGAGCAUUGUGCGAUCAAGUCGCUGCAGGAAUUCCAUGCGAUGCUGGUGCUCGUGGCCUCGAUGGCAAGACUGGACCAGAAUUUAAAAUUGAAGGUGAUGCGACACUUGACGCUUCAAUCAGCAAAGGCGCAGGAUGCUCGUACACAGAAGACUUCAACACCAGCGCCAGCGGCAUCUCACUGAGCCCGAUGGGCCAGCUGGGACGAUGGGCAAAUGAAGGCGACACCAAGCUGAGCUCACAGCAGGCGGCUGGUGAUGUGCACUCCAGUCCAUCAAGCAAGCUGAGGCGUGGCGCAUCAGGGGCGCAAUCUGACCGUCAAAAAGCAACCAGCAGAUGA